Panicum hallii is the source of this 345-nucleotide messenger RNA. RefSeq lists its product as uncharacterized. The transcript has a single exon. The coding region runs from base 1 to 345 and encodes 114 amino acids. Lineage: Eukaryota; Viridiplantae; Streptophyta; Magnoliopsida; Poales; Poaceae. The record is from RefSeq and is a predicted model, not a curated record. Gene Ontology annotation, molecular function: nucleic acid binding.
AUGGCGGACACCGAGCGGAUUGUGCGCACCUGCGAAGGGUGUCAAUAUUACACUUGGCAAACCCACCUGCUGGCGCAAGCACUCCAGACGAUCCCCAUCACCUGGUCGUUUGCGGUCUGGGGGCUCAAUCUAGUCGGGGCCCUCAAGAAAGCACCCGGGGGCUACAUGAAGUGGAUUGAAGCUCGGCCGAUCAUGACAAUCGGGUCCGAGCAGGCCAUGGAAUUUUUCCUCGACAUCAUCCACUGCUUUGGAGUCCCGAACUCCAUCAUCACGGAUAACGGUACGCAGUUCACAGGGAAGAAAUUUCUCAAAUUUUGCAACGAUAACCACAUCCGCGUCAACUAG